This is a messenger RNA of Aspergillus brunneoviolaceus CBS 621.78, 519 nucleotides long. Its product is annotated as thioesterase family protein. The record is from RefSeq and is a predicted model, not a curated record. The transcript has 2 exons. Bases 1 to 519 code for a protein of 172 amino acids. Gene Ontology annotation, molecular function: fatty acyl-CoA hydrolase activity. NCBI's taxonomy places the organism in Eukaryota, Fungi, Ascomycota, Eurotiomycetes, Eurotiales, Aspergillaceae.
AUGCCUGUACCCACCACCCGCGCAUACAACGAAUUGGACGAGUUCGAACGUCACGUCCACAGCCUAACCGAGGGUCCUCCCCCCUUAGACCCCGACAACAAAACAUGGGACUACUCCCCGCAAGCCUGCAACCUGCGCUUCGAGUCCGCGACUCGUGGUGCCGGGGCCGGGGCCCCCGCACGAUGCUCCUACCUGUUCACCACCGUGCCGGCGCUUUGUAACUUCGCCGGCAACCUGCACGGCGGCUGCGCCGCCACCAUGGUGGACUGCCUCACCUCGGUGCUGAUCCUGGCGCUGUCGAGCCCCGGCCGCUUCUCGACGGCGGGGACCACGCGAAACCUCCACUUGACCUACAUCCGUCCCGUGCCCGUGGGGACGGAGAUGCGGCUGAUCUGCGAGAUGGUCAAUAUGGGCCAGCGGAUGGCGCUGGUGAAGGCGGAGAUCUGUCGCGCGGAGGAUGGCAAGGUCUGUAUUGUGGCGGACCAUGAGAAAGUCAAUUUGGAUGGCUCGUCGAUGUGA